UGUGAACAGCAGUAUUUUAAGUUUCCACAAACCACGUAGAAUUUUUCCUUUCCUUCCUUCAUUAUUUUUACUGCUGUCGAAACAAUUGAACAUUUCUCAGAACUGGCAUGAAUUUCUAAACUGAUUUCUGACUGAGCUGGUUUCACAAGGAAUCUGCUGGAAGUUAAUGAGGUUAGUUCCAUUAGGAGGGCAAUGUCUGUGUCAGUCAUCUCUGAAGACUCUCCAAGAAGUGAGAAGUCCAAGUUUGUGCACCACAGUUAUAACCCUCGUCACAGAACCUUCCCCCUAACUGUGAAAUUAGAGGACACGGAGGAAAUGUUUACAGUGCCAGGUUGCUACAACACUUUGAAAAUCAGAGAGCUAAAGGAGAUCUUAGAGUUACGAGCUGGAAUACCAAGCAACUUCCAAAGACUUCUAUACCUGGAUGAAGGAGAUCUGCAUGAUGACUCUACACUUCAGUUUAAUGAUAUUGUGCCUGGCGGAAGAAUUACUCUGCGUAUUUGGCAUCAGGAUGGCUGGCGUGACCUAGUGAAAGCAGCAGUGCAGGGCGAUAUUACACAGUUGUUGUCAUUAGGUAUAACUAAAGACAGCAGAUAUACAACUCCUAAUUCUAAACAUAUGAAUGCAGAACAGAAGCAAGCUUGGAUAGCGCAUCGUGCCUUUGUGUCACUCUACAUUGCGGCUCACAGGGGAAAUUUUGAAGCAGUACGGUUUCUUCUGAAGCAUGGGGCAAGUGUUUCUGCUAAAACGCCUGUUGGGAGGACAGCGCUGCAUGCCGCAGCAGCCAUGGGAAGUGCAAACUGCAUCGAUGAACUCCUUUCUCAUGGCUCCCAAAUCCAUCAGCCUGACAACAAGAAGCAAAAUGCUUUGGAUCUAGCAGGUCUUUUCGGACGCAAGAAAAGUGAAAGGCGGCUCUUCCUGUUUCAGUGGAGACAGAGAGCAGCUGGUGUGAAAAUAAAAUCCCACCUUGAUGAGUCCGAACUUUUUGCACAUCAGAAGUUUGAUUCUAAAUUGAAACCAUGGCAUACAGGAUCACAUGCUAAGCUUUACAUGGCUAAUUUACAGAAGCCUGGUGAAUUCCAGGGUACAGCAAUCAAUGCACCUAGGAAUCCUUCUGUCAAGCACUAUGGUUUAGAGAGAAUAGAAAGUCAGUCUAGUGUCAGCACUAAACCAUUAAAAAAAGUUUGUGUUUAGAGUAAAAUUAUACCUCAGCUACUGGAUAGUUUAAGUAAAUUGACAGGCUGCACACUGACCUCUGAAGCUGAAAAUGUCGGGAUUGUACUCCUCACACUGCAAUCAUUUUUUUAUACAUUCCAUUAUUGUGGUUCUACAGAGUUGAUGUGCACAGAGAGUUGCUACCUUUUUUACUUCAACUCCCCCAGUGAUCAUCAAACCCUGCCCUCCUUGCUGCUCUACAGGGCUGUUCAUUUCUCUGAGGGUGAGAGUCCAAUAGCCUAUUUGUUCCACUGGGAUGAAAGUCAAGUUCUCUAGGAGUGGGAGUCAUAAUUACUAGGAACCUGGGAGUUAUAUUUAAAUCCUAAUGUUCCACUGCACAUGCCCAAGGUGUCUGAGAGGUUGCAUGCAAUGGGCUGGUGCAGUAUAUCCACACACCUCUAUCCAUAUGCAAGCAGUGGUUCUCCUACUUGUAGACAGCACCUUUGAGUAAUCACCAGUUUCCAUCAGGGAUUCUACUAAAGAGAGUUUGUCCAGGUAGAUGCCCUGAUCUCCACAACCCCCUCCCCUCCUGAGAGGUGAGCUGGUUUAACUAUGUCAUUCCACUCCUUUGUUAUGCCAGCUUCAAUGGAUCCCGAAAAUGCUAAUCCAUCUCAGGUUACCUGGGUCACAAGACAGGGCUUUACUCCUCUACACCCAUUGGCUAAGGUGAGUAGUCAGUGGUUCACCUGUAUUAUGCAUGACUUGUUCAUGGUCUGUCAAAAAUAACAUACCAUUUGCAAGGGUAUCAUUUUAUAACUAGCCCUGUCCCCAUGUAUUGAUAGUCUAAGGUAAAAGUACAAUAUGGCUUGUCUUUGUUCCUGGCCAAGACUGGAAAUGAACGAAUGACUAAAUAAUAACUGCAAGCACAUUUAGGUCUUGUGUGUCUCUCAUGAAAAUUUCUAAGCUUACUUUAAGCUGUACUCCAGAAUGAUGCCUUGAGAAUAGAAAUGAAAGCAUACUAUCAAAUUAUGAGUGAUGGCCAGUCUUAGGUUGGUCUUUAAUAGAUGGAACAAGUCUAAAAUACUGUUUGUAUAAGAACAAGUACUUGUGUAUAGUAACCACAAAAUCUGACUAUAUAGUUGUGAUGGGGUCACAUAAUUUAUUUUAGGAACAUGUAAUGCAAGAUUAAAAAUAGCCUAGUAUAACCAUUAUUAUUAUUAUUAUUAUUAUUAUGUAUCUCUAAAAGCAAUGCUCUCCUGAUGUUGAGAAAUAGGCCGUUAUUCUUCUUGUCCAAAAAAAGUAGACCUAAUUUAAACCUGCAGCCUUCAUACUGAUAAGACUUACAUGUAUAUGCAUAUAUGCAUGUAAAAUGAAUGCAAUGGCACAAUGUAGCACAUUUUAAAACAUUUUACAUAAGUCUAUAAUAUAUAUAAUAUACAUGCCACUUCAAAACAUUCUCAAACUGUACUCCAUAACAUUUUGCUCAUACUUUCAUUUUUUUAUUGCACACAAACUUUUGUUUGUACAUUGAACUGCUUCUCUACUCUUUAGAACAAAACAUAUUCCA
This is a messenger RNA of Protopterus annectens (West African lungfish), 2722 nucleotides long. It is a transcript of the gene ANKRD60, whose product is annotated as ankyrin repeat domain 60. The record is from RefSeq and is a predicted model, not a curated record. The coding region runs from base 193 to 1194 and encodes 333 amino acids. The transcript has 4 exons. NCBI's taxonomy places the organism in Eukaryota, Metazoa, Chordata, Ceratodontiformes, Protopteridae. Gene Ontology annotation, molecular function: protein binding.